Messenger RNA from Drosophila subobscura, 853 nucleotides. RefSeq names its product pupal cuticle protein Edg-84A (gene Ccp84Ac). The record is from RefSeq and is a predicted model, not a curated record. Gene Ontology annotation, cellular component: extracellular matrix. Bases 4 to 789 code for a protein of 261 amino acids. Lineage: Eukaryota; Metazoa; Arthropoda; Insecta; Diptera; Drosophilidae. The transcript has 2 exons.
CGAAUGGAUUAUUAUUCAAGUCACACACUCCACAGAAGGAGGACAAAGCUUCGCUUAUUUUGCCCACUAACCUUAAACACUCGCAAAAUGGCUUUCAAGAUGGUUGCACUCGUCGCCUGCUGCCUGGCAGCCGUGUCCGCUGGAAUCAUUCCACUGGAGCAGCACGAGCAGCAGCAGCAGCAUGUCCUCUAUCAGGCCCAGCCCCAGUACCAGCACCAGACACAGCCCCAGCAUGUGCUCUACCAGAAGGCACAUGAUGUCCAUGCCCACGGACACGAGGUGUACCCGGAUGAUCCCCAUCCCAAGUAUAACUUCGCCUACGAUGUGCAGGAUGCCCUCUCCGGAGAUUCCAAGAGCCAGUCGGAGUCCCGCGAUGGAGAUGUGGUCCAGGGCGAGUACUCGCUCAACGAUGCUGAUGGUUUCCGUCGCACUGUGAAGUACACCGCCGACUCUGUCAACGGAUUCAAUGCCGUCGUCCAUCGCGAGCCCCUGGCCCAGGUGCACCACAAGGUGGUGGCUGCUCCGGCUGCUGUCCAGUAUCACCACGCCCCGACUGCUGUGAUCAAGACACCCGUGUCUUAUGCUGCUCCGGCACCCACCUAUGUGGCACCCACCUAUGCUGCUCCAGCGUACACCGCUCCUGCCUACACUGCUCCCGCCUACACCUCUCAUUAUGAGCACCAGCAGCAGCAGCAGGAGCAGGAGCACCAGCAUCACUAUGCCACCUACGAGACUCCAGCACCCGCCCAUGCUGCCCACGACUCCCAUGAGUACUACCAUCAUCAGUAAGGGGAUAUCUUCCAUCUAGAGAACUGACAAGCGAAAGUAUUAACCAUCUUGCAUAUCCAUUCCA